AUGACCGAAGUCGGCGCGAUUUUCACCGGAAGUCGCGUCCCCCCAAACUGGCAGCUGGCUGGAACCGAACGGAGCAUCGUCGUGGAGACGGGGGCUGCCGUCGGCACGCCGGCAGGGAGCCUCCAGCCGCCCCUCACCGGUCCUCCUCACCCCACCGGCCGGCCAAGGCCAUACCGAAACAGAACUGGACAGGACGCCAGAGCCGCAGCCAUCAGAGCCACCCACGCGAACGCAACCACCACACCGCCGACCAUGAAGGCUCCCAUCGCCGCCGCGCAGCAGGGGCGCCGCCCUGACUGCCGCCCCCGGCCUCCCCACAUGAGACACCGCCUCCGCCUCAAAGGUAUUCACAAUCCAACAGUUCCGCAUCAAAGGAGAGAUAAACUGACGCAGAAGAAGAAGGAUUGGGAUCUACACCUCAGUAGUCCAUCAUGGCAGUUCUUAUCUUUAUCCGCAUCCUCGCCGGCGCGGCACACAACUCCUGUCCCCCACUGCAAACCAUUUGUUUCUCACCGAUGCGAGUGUCUCCCCGGAUUUGUGGUCAGCCAGCCACAGCGGCGCACGGCGUUGACUACUCCGAGCUGCCAGUGCGGCCGCACAAAUCUGCUUCCUCGCGCCGGAGUUAGUGUUGUGCUGCCACCGCCGGCAACAAGGCGGACAACCUUUUUGGUGUUGCAAUCAGUUGCGCCCUUCGACGGCGGAGUUGCAUCCGUGCACGCCGGAGCUGCAACCGGCGUUUUUGGGAGCUGCAAGGCAAAUAGAGGAUUCACAAACCCUCGAAGCACUCGCCAUAAGGGAAGCCUUGGCGCUCUAUAUUUGCGGCGAAUCCAUGUGGCAUCGGACUGCAAAGUGGUGGUUGAAGACAUGAAGAGGGAUAAUGUGGCAGGCUAUGAAGCGAUCAUACAUGAAAUAGUAGACCAUUCUGCGGCUUUUGAAUUUCGUAAUUUUAGUCAUGAAUUUAGGAGCUCAAACUGUGAAGCUCACAAUUUAGCGAAGCAUGCUCUUUUUCUCGGGGACGGUUGCCGUGUUUGGUUAGGACAUCCUAAAGAUCUUCCAUCCAUCUCUGUAAACAUUGUGACGAAUUAAUAAAAGCUUCGCGAGGUUGUCUCAAAAAAUGUACAACUCAUGUUACCCUAGAAAAAUGUAUAAUUCAUGCAAAAAAAAUAUAUGUUUGGUUUUCUA
Triticum aestivum (bread wheat) is the source of this 1182-nucleotide messenger RNA. RefSeq lists its product as uncharacterized. The record is from RefSeq and is a predicted model, not a curated record. NCBI's taxonomy places the organism in Eukaryota, Viridiplantae, Streptophyta, Magnoliopsida, Poales, Poaceae. The coding region runs from base 1 to 1086 and encodes 361 amino acids. The transcript has 4 exons. Gene Ontology annotation, molecular function: RNA-DNA hybrid ribonuclease activity; nucleic acid binding.